AUGGCGACUGUGGCUCAGACGCUUCAAAGCUCGGGCCCGGCCGCGUCCCUCGAGGACCAGACGCUGCUCAUCUUUGCGCGUCUGAUGGAGGGCGGCCAGGAGGAUGAAGAGACCUGUAGAGACCUGGACGCGCUGACCAAGCUGCUCAACGAUGAUGCCAACGCUCAGCAGAAGAACAAGGAGCACAAGUCCAUCUGCAAGCUCAUCGACAGCGAUUGCGUCGACACCAUCCUGUGCUAUCUGGACAUGCGCCAGCCCGAGAUUGUCCGCGGCCACGCUACUCUGACGACAUCGGCCUACCUGAGGGCUGCCGACGAGCAGGGCUCCAAGAACUUGUCCGCCUUCUUCUUUGAUCGAGUCAAGAGAGGCACGUACGACGACUACAUCGUGGCCUUUUGCGUGGCGGCGGCCAUCUUCCCCAUUGUUCCGGAUCUCUCCGCCGAGCUGUUUCUCAAUGAAGGAUUUCUCGUUUCACUGGGCCCCUUGAUGAGGAGGAAGUGGAAGAGCAGAAAGGUGGAGACUGCGUGCUUGGAAAUGCUCAACGCUUCUUGCAUGAACUCUGCGUGCCGAGAGGCCAUACAAAAGUACUGCGUCGAGUGGCUCGAGGAGGUGGUUGACCAGGAUCUGGAUGGAGAGGUUCGCAGUAUGAAUGCGGACCCCAACGUCCAUAGCGAGGGCGGCUCCAUCAAUAUGAGGAAGCAUUCCGAGCAGGUUCAGCACCUGGCCGCCGUCAUUCUGGCCAAGCUCAGGGUCGUGCCGUCGAACCCAGCGACCAAGGACCCAAAUCAGUCUAGGAUCGAGACAGCGGUCACGAGCAUUGAAGAUUUAUCCGGCAUGUUUACCAAGAUGAUUUUGCGUGACGAGGAUCACGGAAGACAGCAUUCUAUAGAGGGCCUUGCCUAUGCAUCUCUUCAACCAAAGAUUAAGGAGUCAAUCGUUAACAACCCCGAACUACUAAAGAAACUCGCCAAAACGCUCAAGGACGCACCACCCCGAUCUCCAAUGACAUAUGGAGCUCUUAGCAUCUUUCUCAACCUAACUCGAUAUCGACCCUCUCUUACUGAAGAGGAAAAGAAGAUGUCUCAACUCAAGGCUUACGCGGACGCGGCUGGCAAGCUAGCUCCCCCAGACGCUCUAGAUGACGAUGAUCACGUCACCAAGAGGUGCAAGGCUGUCUUCGAUGUCGGCCUCACACCCAUCCUUGUUACACACAGCAAGAACGGAUCCCCAGCAUCAAUAACCAUUAUUAUAUCCAUAAUUCACUCAUUCGCAAUGACAAAGGCGCUUCGCGGCCCCUUGGCUCAGCAGGGAGCCCUUAGCAUGCUAUUGGCCGCAUGGACGGCUCUUCCAGAAACCGAAGCGACUGGCCGUCGCAUGGCCGCCCAGGCAAUUGCUCGCAUCCUCAUCAGCACCAAUCCUACUCUUGUAUUCGGUGGCAAUCGUUCCAGCUCAGCCAUUGCUGCCAUCCGACCCCUGGCUUCCAUUCUCCCCCCCGAUCCCGCAGCUGACAGACGAGACUUGCUUCCCACCUUUGAGGGCCUCAUGGCACUUACCAACUUGGCUUCCAUGGAAGAUGAGGAUAUUCCUCGUUCCAUUAUCACCAUCGCAUGGGGCCAAAUCGAGGAGCAGAUGCUGUCUUCCAACGACCGCGUGUCUCAAGCAGCGGUUGAGCUGGUUUGCAACCUGAUGCAAGCACCAGAGGGCAUAGCGCUUUACGCAGAUGGCAAUCCACAAGCCAAGAACCGAAUCCACAUACUCCUAGCAUUGGCAGACGCCGAAGAUGCAGGCACGCGUAGCGCAGCAGGUGGUGCCUUAGCUUCCUUGACAGGCUACGAGAGUGUGGCGAAAUUGGUCUUGCAAAGAGAAGGUGGCAUCAAGGUCAUUCUAGGGAUGUGCACGGACGAGGACGAGGGGUUGCGGCAUAGAGGCGUGGUCACGCUCUACAACAUGGUCGCCGGAGAGGUGGAAGUUUGCCAGCUCGCGCGGGACAAGGUCAAGGAGGCGGAUGGGAUCGAGGCGCUGAAGCAAUCUCUCAAGUUGACUAGGAGGCCGGAGGUUCUGCAGCUCACGGUUGAGACGUUGAAGGCGCUUUUGGGACAGGAGUAG
Messenger RNA from Trichoderma aggressivum f. europaeum, 2106 nucleotides. RefSeq lists its product as uncharacterized. Gene Ontology annotation, cellular component: cytoplasm. The transcript is spliced from 2 exons. The coding region runs from base 1 to 2106 and encodes 701 amino acids. The record is from RefSeq and is a predicted model, not a curated record. NCBI's taxonomy places the organism in Eukaryota, Fungi, Ascomycota, Sordariomycetes, Hypocreales, Hypocreaceae. Gene Ontology annotation, molecular function: Hsp90 protein binding.